Budorcas taxicolor (takin) is the source of this 1533-nucleotide messenger RNA. It is a transcript of the gene SCG3, whose product is annotated as secretogranin III. Gene Ontology annotation, cellular component: secretory granule membrane. Lineage: Eukaryota; Metazoa; Chordata; Mammalia; Artiodactyla; Bovidae. The transcript is spliced from 13 exons. The coding region runs from base 43 to 1533 and encodes 496 amino acids. The record is from RefSeq and is a predicted model, not a curated record. Gene Ontology annotation, biological process: protein localization to secretory granule.
GGAGCCCGGCGCCAAGCUGUUUCCGAAGCCAAGCGUGGAAGAAUGGGUUUUCUUUGGACCGGCACUUGGAUUGUGGUAUUGGUGCUCCACAGCAGCCCAAUUCAGGCUUUCCCCAAACCGGCAGGCAGCCAAGACAAACCCCUACACAAUAGAGAAUUAAGUGCAGAAAGACCUUUGAAUGAGCAGAUUGCUGAAGCAGAAGCAGACAAGAUUAAAAAAAUGUACCCUCCAGAAAACAAGCCAGGUGAAAGCAAUUAUUCCUUUGUUGAUAACUUGAACCUGCUAAAGGCCAUAACAGAAAAGGAAAAAAAUGAGAAAGAAAGACAAUCUGUAAAAAUUUCCCCAAAUGAUAAUAAAUUGAAUGUGGAAGAUGUUGAUUCAACCAAGAAUCGAAGACUGAUUGAUGAUUAUGAUUCUACUAAGAGUGGACUGGACCGUAAAUUUCAAGAUGAUCCAGAUGGCCUUCAUCAACUUGAUGGCACUCCUUUAACUGCUGAAGACAUUGUCCAGAAAAUUGCUACCAGGAUUUAUGAGGAAAACGACAGAGGAGUAUUUGACAGGAUCGUGUCCAAACUGCUGAAUCUUGGCCUAAUUACAGAAAGCCAGGCACAUACACUGGAAGAUGAAGUUGCAGAGGUUUUACAAAAAUUGAUCUCUAAGGAAGCCAAUAAUUAUGAAGAGGAACUCAAUAAACCAACAAGCAAGACUGAGAGUCAGACUGGGAAAAUACUAGAGAAAGUGACUCCAAUGGCAGCAAUUCAAAAUGCUUUUACUAACGGAGAAAAUGAUGAAACAGUAUCUAACACUCUAACCUUGACAAAUGGCUUGGAAAGGAGAACCAAAACCUACAGUGAAGACAACUUUGAGGAACUCCAGUAUUUCCCAAACUUCUACGCACUACUGAAAAGUAUUGAUUCAGAAAAAGAGGCAAAAGAGAAAGAAACCUUGAUUACUAUCAUGAAAACCUUGAUUGACUUUGUGAAGAUGAUGGUAAAAUAUGGCACCGUAUCUCCAGAGGAAGGUGUUUCCUAUCUUGAAAACCUGGAUGAAACAAUUGCUCUUCAGACCAAGAAUAAACUAGAAAAAAACGUUACUGACAAUAAGAGCAAACUUUUCCCAGUGCCAUCAGAGAAGAGUCAUGAAGAAACAGACAGUACCAAGGAAGAAGCUGCUAAGAUGGAAAAGGAAUAUGGAACCUUGAAGGAUUCCACAAAAGAUGAUGACUCCAACCCAAGAGGAAAGACAGAUGAGCCCAAAGGGAAAACAGAAGCCUAUUUGGAAGCCAUCAGAAAAAAUAUUGAUUGGUUGAAGAAACACAACAAAAAGGAAAAUAAAGAAGGACAGAGGAACCACAAAGAGGUUAUGGUUUCGCUUUUCACUCCCUGCAUACAAUUCAAACAACAUGAAAAUCAAGAUUAUGACCUUUCAAAGAUGAGGGACUUCAUCAACCAACAAGCUGAUGCUUAUGUGGAGAAAGGCAUCCUUGAUAAAGAAGAAGCCGAUGCUAUUAAGCGUAUUUACAGUAGCCUGUAA